AACUAAACUAAAAAUAAAUGAUGUGAACUGCAAGAACGUAAUCUAGAUGUCUGAAUGGUUUGGAGGCGAACCGUCAACUAAAAGGAGAGGUGUACAGUUCCAUAUACCUCUCUCUCUCUUUCUCUCUCUUCGAUGCCACCCUCUAUACUCUUUAGUUCUUGUUACCUCCUCCAUACUCCCGUUUUCCCCCCACUCGUUCUUUCGUCUAUGUAUCGUAGAAGAGAGAGAGAAAGAGAGAGCAAAGGAAAGCAGGAAAAAAAAAAAUCGGGAGUCGCGCAGCAGCCCUCCGGUAAAGAGCGAUCGAUAAAAUUCGACGCGACGCAAAAUACUUUCGUCGACAGCCACACCAAACGAGAAUGUUUAAUUGCAGGCAUUACGAACGUAGAAAUAGCAAUGACCGCUCUCUUUGCAUUCCGUUAGUUUCUGUCGCUUGUACCUGUAUCGAAUUAACACGAUUUAUUAAAUAUUAGCCUCGCAAAGUUAAAACAUUAUUUUUACAUGUUUAAAUGUAACCCAUCCGAUUCCAUCAAUGUUGAUGCUUUGAAAGGAUCAAUGCCUUUGCAAAUGCGACAGCAUCAGAUCGAUAUUCAAUCUAACGGUUGGACGUGAAUCAUAGAUAAGUAAUAGGCAUUUGUGUUGCAGCAGUCGGGAAAACUGUUGAGAACGAGGAGUGGGAGGAGUGCGGCUGAUCGACAUUGGACAGCCAACUGUUGCACAAAACAUUGACAACUGGGCAUGUGCGUGCAGCCCGCCCACACGCUCUCCCCGAUCUCGUAUAGAAAGGUAUAAUGUUUCCAUAUACCCCAGCCGAUUGGUAGAAAUCUCACGUAAGUGAAAGCGACGUGAGCCGAUAAUGCCUCAAACAGGGUCGGAGUGGGGAAAUAAUAGGAUGAGGCUGGAGAGAUGAUAAAAAGAAAAAAAUGUGGAUGGAUGGGGACCAACCUUUUCCGACCAAAGCCUAUAUAACUGUAUUACAAGCUGUUAUCAAUAAAACCUGAUACGUUUGUUUAAAUGUACGAUAACGAAGGAUAAAUACAAACGCAGGUUCUAACGCAUUGAUCGAGCCCCAAUAGUUACCAGCCAAGCUUGAAAGCAGGCUUGUCUGUCGGUUAGUUAUUUGCUAGCAAAAUGAGACGGAAAACUAAAUCGAAUGAACAGAAGCCUGAUGUUAGGAGAGAAAAUACAGCAUUGAUUGCAAACAAUGUGGAGCAGGAUAGAAAAACAAACACCACCACCGGAAGAUUUCGAAAUGUAGCCACUUGGGAUGCCGAUUUAUCGAAACGUUUCGCCAGUUUUAUGCAAACCGAAUUUCCUGGUGUGACUCGCAUGUUUGAAAACAAAUUUAUGGAGAUUUCCGGCAACGAAUAUAUCUGGUUUCCUGCUCUGGCCGUUCUUUAUUUAAUGCAUCCUCUUGUUCACAAGCAACUUCCUCUUAACCUUGCAAUAGCGAUGGCAUUUGACAGCGCUGUCAUUUUAUUAAUCAAGGCACUGGUCAAAAGAAGACGACCUACUGCCAAAAAUCCUGACUUCUUUACUGCCAUAGGUCCAGACCAAUAUAGUUUUCCUUCGGGUCAUGCAAGCAGGACUACGCUGAUUUCUUUCGUCUUCACUCAAAUCAAUCCGUUAUUUAGCAACGGCCACCUGAAUUUUGUGACCUCGGCUCUUAUUUGGAGUUGGUCCAUCUCAGUUUGUUUUUCUAGGAUGCUUAAUGGUCGUCACUAUCUCUUUGAUGUAUUGACUGGUGCUGUGAUUGGACUCUGUGAAGGAUCUGUUAUUGUUUCUCCUUUCUGGAUGUCUCCUGAACAAGCUGAAGGCAGAGUUAUAGAGUUGAUGGUACGCUCACCCUUAGGAUUUGUCCGCAAUGUUGGAAAACGGCUUCCUCUUUGA
Molecule: messenger RNA, 1887 nt
Organism: Daphnia magna
Lineage: Eukaryota; Metazoa; Arthropoda; Branchiopoda; Diplostraca; Daphniidae
Product: probable lipid phosphate phosphatase beta
Exons: 3
Coding region: 1129-1887 (252 amino acids)
Molecular function (GO): sphingosine-1-phosphate phosphatase activity
Source: RefSeq, a predicted model, not a curated record